CUUGUUUAAAAAUUUGAUUUAGAUAUUAUUACACUAUAACAUCUAUUUUAAUAAAAUAAAAUAAAAAGAGAGAAUCUCUAUACGAGGAAACACAAAAGGUUCUUUUAUAAAUUUGUUAUAUACAGUGUAAGAAAAACUAACACCCAAUGUUCUUUUAUAACAAUUGCAGGAACAAGGUAAAAGUUGAGGUCAAGUAGUAUUAGAACAAGACAUAUUGCCUUAUUAGUUUAUAAGGCUAAGUAGAGGCACAAUAUUGGUAUUUUCUCAAAUUUUAAGAAGGGUCAUCAUGAAUCAAAGUUAUUUCUUGCUCCUUCGUCUUUGGUUAACCCCUUAUACUCACCAACUAUUUUCCUUAGAACAUGGCUCUUCUCUUAAGCAAAUUUCUAUAUCUUUGCCAAACAGGAGCAAUACUUGUCUAUCAUAUCAUCUUGUUUCCAAUUCUUGUAAUGGCUUAGUGUGUUUGUAUUCAGAUUUUUCUUGUGGAAGAGAUGUUUUUCUAUGUAACCCAACAACAAGGGAAGUGAGGCUUCUUCCCUCAUCGGAUUUGGUUACUAAAGUUAAAGAUGGGAUGAUACUAGGUGUUGGAAUGGGACAUGAUUAUAGAAGUAACAAUUUAAUUAAGGUUGUUAGGAUGUGGGUUUGUCACCGCGAAUGUCGAUGUAAGAAGUAUAUUGUUGAAGAAUAUGAUUUAAGAAGUGAUUCUUGGAGGACAAUUGAAAGUGCUAAUCCAUGGUGUUGUGAGUUUGAUACUUGUUGUUUUGCUAUGCAUUUUAAUGGGAUUUAUUAUUGGUGGGGAAAAAUUAAAGGCUUAACUACAACAAUCCUUGCAUUGAAUGUGGGAGGUGGAAUUCUUCACAAGGUAUCAUUGCCAAAAGACAUUGAUAUUAGUAGUUCGAGUGGAAGAUAUUUGGGGGUGUUGAAUGACACUAUAACAUUGGUUUGUCGUGAUUGUUGUGAUAAAUAUGAAAACUUUAACAUUUGGGUGAAGAGUGGAGGUGGUGUUGUAGAUUCUUGUUGGACCAAAAUACGAACCAUAGAGCAUAGUUCACCUUGUGUGCCAUUAGUGUUUUGGAGAGAAGAUGAGCUUCUUCUAAAAUUGUUUGACAAAGUGAUAUCCUAUAAUGUUAAUACGGAAAAUAUUCUUGAUGUAAAUUUGGAGAUUGACGAGAGAGGAAUCGCUGAUGUAUGUGAAGCUAUAUUUUGUGUGAAGACUCUACUUUCCGUCAACCCUUUUGUCAAUAAAGCUCGAGACAACCAAAUUAACGAUAUAGCGAGGUCAACAUAUUUGAGAGAAAAAUAUAUCAAUAGUUCAUUGUUUUAGGAAUCAAUAAUCUUCUUAGGUUUUUAAUGUUUUCUUUCUAAUUUUUAGAAUAUGACUCAUAAUGUAUUAAUGAUAUUUUUAUUUUCUUACUUGUUAUGGAUAAGUUGUUUGUGUGAGUUUUUCAUGUGUCUUUUUGUAUGUGUUUAUAAUGGUUGUCUAUUACUCAACUUUAAAUUUCGUAGAAAUAAAUUGUUUAUAUAGUUUGAAAAACUUUUUAAAUUAUUUAAGAAUGUUUAACUAAUUUUUAGGGGCAUAUUUUCAUUUGUCAAGGAGGUAUGGAGUGAGUUUAUGAAACAUAUCACCGUGAGUAGGAUUGGAUAUUCUAUCUAAAUUAUAAAUUUAGUGUCUUAUUUUUAUUAUGAUUAAUUAUAGUUUUAGUCAUCUAUUUGUACUGAUUCACCAAAUUGAUCCCUCUAUUUUUAAAAUCGACAAUGUUGGUCAUCCUUAAAAAAAAUUUAAUAAAAAAAUGGUGACCUGACAUGUUAUAUGUAGAAUGAUUAACACCGAUAAAAUUAGAAUAAAACAUCGUAAAAACUUAACUUCUAACUUUACAAUUUUUUCAUAUUUGUAAUUUAAUUAAUCACAUUAAUAAUUAAUGCAUCUUGAUGGUUCUAUAUCAUGUAAUUGCAUCACACGUUUUUUAUAAUAUGUCAGAAUAAUCAUCUUUCAAUUCAAAAGUUUGAUAAAAAGUUUGAUAAAGAGACUAAAAUUAUCGACCAUUAAAAUAUGAGGAUCAAUUUCGUAAAUUAGUACAAAUAAGAGAUUAAAACUACAAUUAAGCUUUUUUUUUUAAUGAAUUA
Molecule: messenger RNA, 2121 nt
Organism: Cicer arietinum (chickpea)
Lineage: Eukaryota; Viridiplantae; Streptophyta; Magnoliopsida; Fabales; Fabaceae
Source: RefSeq, a predicted model, not a curated record